This is a messenger RNA of Callithrix jacchus (white-tufted-ear marmoset), 5157 nucleotides long. It is a transcript of the gene TNFRSF17, whose product is annotated as TNF receptor superfamily member 17. Gene Ontology annotation, molecular function: signaling receptor activity. Gene Ontology annotation, biological process: tumor necrosis factor-mediated signaling pathway. The record is from RefSeq and is a predicted model, not a curated record. NCBI's taxonomy places the organism in Eukaryota, Metazoa, Chordata, Mammalia, Primates, Cebidae.
GGUUCAAGCGAUUCUCCUGCCUUGGCCUUCUGAGUAGCUGGGAUUACAGGCAUGUGCCACUAUGCCUGGCUAAUUUCUGUAUUUUUAGUUACGACAAGGUUUUACCAUGUUGGCAAGGCUGGUCUUGUACUACUGAUAUCAUGAUCCGUGUGCCUUGGCCCCUCAAAGUGCUAGGAUUACAGGUGUGAGCCACUGCGCCCAGUCUACACCUGGCUAAUUUUAAAAUUAUUUGUAGAGAUGGGAUCUCCCUGUGUUGCCCGGGCUGUCUCGACCUCAUGGGCUCCAGUGAUCCUUCUACCUUGGCCUACCAAAAUGCUGGCAUUACACGUGUGAGGCACUGUGCCCAGUCUGUACUUUGUGUUUUUCACUUCGUGCUUUAUCUUUUAUAUGAGAACACAUCUGUCUCAUUCUUUUUCUUUUUUUUGGGACAGAGUCUCACCCUUUUGCCUAGGCUGGAGUACAGUGGCGCAAUCUCGGCUCACUGCAAAGUCUGCCUCUCAGGUUCAAGAAAUUCUCCUGCCUCAGCCUCCCAGGUAGCUGUGACUACAGGUGCCUGCCACCACACCUGGCUAAUUUAAAAAAUUUUUUUUUAUUUUUAGUACAGAUGAGGUUUCACUAUAUUGGCCAGGCUGGUCUUGAACUCUUGACCUUGUGAUCUGCUCACCUCACCCUCCCAAAGUGCUGGGAUUAUAGGUGUGAGCCACUGCGUCUGACUUGUCUCAUUCUUUCUGAUGGCCUUAUAGUCUUCCAUUAUGAGGCUCCCAGUGACGGACAGUUAGGUUGUUCUUGGCUCUUAGAAACAGAUGUGAUGCCGCAGUGAACUACAUGUGAUUUGAAGCACCUGAGCAAGUGUAUCUCUUUCUUAAGAGUUACAAAGCUUUCUUCCUCCUGCUUCUCUUGGCUUCCAAGCAUGGCUCCUUUUUUUUUUUGAGAGUCUUGCUCUGUUGCCCCGGCUGGAGUGCAGUAGUGUGAUCUCAGCUGACUGAAACCUCUGGUUCCUGGGUUCAAGUGAUUUGUCUGCCUCAGGCUCCCAAGUAGCUGGGAUUAUGGGCAUGUGCUGCCAUGCCUGGCUAAUUUUUUGUAUUUUUGGUAGAGAUUGGAUUUCAUCAUGUUGGCCAGGCUGGUCUCGAACUCCUGACCUCAGGUGAUCUGCCUGCCUGGUCCUGCAAAGUGCUGGGAUUACAGGCUUGAGCCAAUGCGCCUGGCCCCAGGCAUGGCUGCCUUCUCUUCCUCACCAGUCCUUAAAUAUCUACCAUCUAGCUUGCACCAGGGAUACACUCAAAGGCCACCAAUGACCUGCUUCCUUGGUGCACUGCCUCUGAUCCUCCUGUAGAAUUUCACUCCACUUCCUAUCCCAGACUAAAACUUUUCCUUGCUUAACUCUUAUGGGAGAUAAUUUUUUUUUGAGAUAGGGUCUCACUGUGUCAUCCAGGCUGCAGUGCAGUGGCGCAGUCUUGGCUCACUGCAAUGUCUGCUUCCGGGGUUCAAGCGGUACUCUUCCCUCAGCCUCCCAAGUAGUUGGUAUUACAGGCAUGUGCUACCACACUUGGCUAAUUUUUGUAUUUUUAGUAGAGAUGGGGUUUCAUCAUGUUGGUCAGGUUGGUCUCAAACUCCUGACCUCCAGUGAUCUGCCCGCCUCAGCCUCCCAGAGUAGGGGGAUUAUAAGUAUAAGCCACUGUGCCCAGCCUGGGAGAUAAUUUUUGUUCUCUCCCUAUUUCUCUAAUCAUGUUUUCCCCUUCUCCUUUGCCUGUCUUCCAAAGGACAGCAUCUGGCAGAGAUCGAGGGAGUGGAGCCCCAGGCCGGCUGCUUCAGCUUCUCCCUGUCCUACCCAGGGAGACUCCACUUAUCUUACUGCCUGGACCCCAGAGGAAUUUGAGGUUUUGAACAAUAUCUAAAUUCAAAACCUUUCCUAGGCUCAAGUCCUGCAUUAAAAAAAAAUGUGUUUAUGGCCGGGCGCAGUGGCUGAAGCCUGUAAUCCCAGCACUUUGGGAGGCCAAGGCGAGCAAAUCACCGGUCAUGAGUUUGUGACCAGCCUGGCCGACAUGGUGAAACCCCAUCUCUACUAAAAAUACAAAAAAAUUAGCCAGGUGUGGUGGCAGGUGCCUGUAAUCCCAUCUACCCAGGAGGCUGAGGCAGGAAAAUCGCUUGAACCCAGGAGGCAGAGGUUGCAGUGAGCCGAGAUCACGACAUUGCACUCCAGCCUGGGCAACAGAGCAAGACUCCGCCUCAAAAACAAAACAAAACAAAAAAAACAGAGAGAGAGACUGAUAAUAAUUACUGCCUCUGGCAAGAGAUAGGAAAUCUAGAGUAGGAAAAAGACUUACUUUUCAUUGAAAAAUCUUUGUCUAAUCCAUGUUGAGUUGACAAAAAAAAAUGUUUGGUACUGUUUGAAUACUUAUUUUUUUAAUAAUAUGAAUUUUAAAAAUAAGAAUUAUUGGCCAGGCAAGGUGAUUCAUGCCUGUCCCAGCACUUUGAGAGGCUCACUUUGGGAGGCCCAUGUCUGUCCCAGCACUUUGAGAGGCUCACUUUGGGAGGCCGAGGCAGGUGGAUCACCUGAUGUCAGGAGUUCAAGACCAGAGUGACCCAACAUGGUGAAAUCCUGUCUCAUCUAAAAAUAUAAAAAUCAGCUGGGAGUGGUGGUGUGUACCUACCUGUAAUCCCAGCUACUCAGGAGGCUGAGGCAGGAGAAUCGCUUGAAUCUGGGAGGCAGAGUUUGCAGUGAGCCAAGAUUGCACCACUACAGUUUAGCCUGGAGAAAGAGUGAGACUCCAUCUGAAAAAAAAAAAAAAAAAAAAAAAAAAGCAAAUUCAAGUGAUCCGUUUAUGUAAACAGGAAAAGGCAUUUUAUAAAUCUGUCUAUCUAGAAUUCCUUCUGGAUUAGGGUAUACAUCAAAGAUCGGUCAAACAGAAGAAUACUUCCAUUAUCAGGCCGGUUUGCAACUUCUGGAACACACCAGAUGUUGGCAGUGAUUAUUUCUGGAUGCUUGGAGUGUGGAUUUUUUUUUUAAGACGGAGUUUUGCUCUGUCACCAGGCUGAAGUACAAUGGCGUGAUCUUGGCUCACUGCAACCUCUGCCAGUUUCAAGCAGUUCUCCUGUCUCAGGCCCCUGAGUAACUGGGAUUACAGGCGCUCCCAACUAUGCCCUGCUAAUUUUUGUAUUUUUAGUAGAGACGGGGUUUCACCAUGUUGGUCAGGCUGGACUCAAACUACUGACCUCAUGAUGCGCUUGCCUCGGCCUCCCAAAAUGCUGGGAUUAUAGGCAUGAGCUACUUACUGCGCUUGGCCAUGGACUGUGGAUUUUUUAAAAAAUGUUUUCUUAUCUGUUCAUGUGGGUUUUCUAAAUUUUCAACAACGGAACGUAGAUUAUUGUAUUGUUGUUAUAAUGCCCCAAACCUAUCUUCCCUUCAACCCUUUUUCCACAAGCUCUUACCCCAAAUGCCCCUCUUUCUGUCAGUGGCAUUGUGAGUCUUCCUUCGUGUAUCACCUCUGAUUUUCCUGCAUAAUUUUUUUUUUUUUUUUUUUUUGGGAGAGAGACUUGCUGUCACUCAGGUGGGAUCUCAGCUCACUGCAACCUCCGCCUCCCAGGUUCAAGCAAUUCUCCCUGCCUCAGCCUCCCAAGUAGCUGGGAUUACAGGCGUCCGCCACCACGCCCAGCUAAUUUUUGUAUUUUUAGUAGAGACAGUGUUACACCAUGUUGACCAGGCUGGUCUCAAACUCCUGACCUCAAGUGAUCCACCCACCUUGGCCUCCCAAUGUGCUGGGAUUACAGGUGUGAACCACACUGGACUAAUUUUUAAAAUGUUUCUGUGGAGAUAGGGUUUUGCCACGUUGCGCAGGGUGGUCUUGAACUCCUGGGCUCAAGCAAUUCUCUUACCUUGGCCUCCAAAGUGCUGGGAUUACAGGUGUGAGCCCCUGUGCCUGGCCUCGAUGUUAAGAUCUGAAGAGGCACAACACAGACCUUGUCUUGUCUAUCUCCCUGGCCCCCCUCACACAGUACAGCUCAUUAACAGAUGUUCCAGAAACUGUUACCAAACUUUUGGCUUGAUGCUGUGGGCUUGUCUGCAUCUUGCAACUGUCACCUGGCUGAGAAAUUUCUUCUAUAAAUAAGCAGUUUCUGUUUCAGAUAUGACUUGCCCUGAUAUUUACACCCUAUCUCCUACCCCAUCCAAGACUCAAACUUAGAAACUUGAGUUAGAUGUGGUAUUCAAAUCCUUGGCCAUCGCAAAGAAACAGACGGCCCCUGUAAGAACCCACGAGGCAGGCGAAGUUCAUUGUUCUCCUAGACUUUCUAGCUGCUAUUGCUGCAUUUGCUCUGGAAUUCUUGUCGAGACAUUACUUGUCCUUCUAGAGUGUUCUUUCUGUAGCUCCCUUGUUUUCUUUUUGUGAUCAUGUUGCAGAUGGCUCAGCAGUGCUCCCAAAAUGAAUAUUUUGACAGUUUGUUGCAUGCUUGCAAACCUUGUCAACUUCGAUGUUCUAAUACUCCUCCUCUAACGUGUCAGCGUUAUUGUAAUGCAAGUGGGACCAAUUCAGUGAAAGGAACAAAUGUGAUUCUCUGGACCUGUUUGGGACUCAGCUUGAUAAUUUCUUUGGCAGUUUUUGUGUUAAUGUUUUUGCUGAAGAAGAUGAGCUCGGAACCAUUAAAGGACGAAUUUAAAAACACAGGGUCAGGUCUCCUGGGCGUGGCUAAUGUCAACCUGGAAAAGAGCGGGACUGGUGAUGAAAUUAUUCUUCCGAGAGGCCUGCAGUACACGGUGGAAGAAUGUACCUGUGAAGACUGUGUUAAGAACAAACCAAAGGUUGAUUCUGACCAUUGCUUUCCACUCCCAGCCAUGGAGGAAGGCGCAACCAUUCUCGUCACCACGAAAACGAAUGACUAUUACAACAGCCUGCCAGCUGCGUCGAGUGUUACAGAGAUAGAGAAAUCAAUUUCUGCUAGGUAAUUAACCAUUUCGACUCAUGCAGUGCCACUUAAAAAAUCUUUUGUCGGAAUAGAUGAUGUGUCAGAUCUCUUUAGAAUAACUAUAUUUUUCAGCUGCUGAUACAGCUUUUGUCCUCUAAUCCUGGAAACUCUUUAUAUUAGCUAUAUUUCUCUUGGUUACUGUUGGGAACUUAACUGUAGAAACUUCCUUGGUUUCAUGAUUAAACUCUUUUUUUCUGA